GAGCUGAUGAAUCAGAUAGAGUGAGAGAGGGAGAUUAGAGAAUGAGAAAUAUCAGAGUUAGAUCAGAGGGAGUGAGAAAUCAAUAAGAGUGAGACAGAUCAGUGAGAGAGGGAAUGAACUAAAGAGUAGCAGACAGAAGUAAAAACGGAAGGGGUCAGAAAGUUGAGAGAGCAAAGGUCAGAGAAAGUGAAAAUAAGGCUUGAGAUAAAGGGAUGGGUCUAUGAGUUUAGAAAUAAAUUAGGAGAGGCCAGAGGAAAUUGAUGGGAGAAAUAUAGAGAGUAAAUUCAGAGACGGCGAGAGAUGGAAAAGAAAGGCUGGAGGGUGGAAGUGACCAGAGGAAGGGUGUAAGCAGAAUUUCUUGGCCCCAGCUGCUUCACCCACAUCCCCCCUCACCCACCACCAGCAGACUGCUGAAUGAGAUUUAAGGAAAACAAGAUUGGGAAAGGUGUUCAGGAUGGCUGAUCUUAACUUUGAGGAAUUGUUUUUCUUGUUUAAUCAAACCAACCAGUCGCUGGAGAAUUUCUUGAAAUAUAUCAUUCCUGAUGGCACCGAAGUACGUAGCGAUGGAUUUAAAGUCACCAGGAUCUUGAUUUCCAUUGUCUACUUCAUCGUUUGUGUUUUGGGUCUGGUGGGUAAUCUCCUGGUCCUCUGUCUUCUCCAGUCCAAGUAUGCGAAGAAAAAGUCCACCAUGACCAUCCUGGUGAUGGGCCUGGCAGUUACUGAUUUCCAAUUUGUGCUGACAUUGCCUUUCUGGGCAGUGGACACUGCCCUGGACUUCAGUUGGCCUUUUGGCAACAUCAUGUGUAAGUUGGUCUCUUCAGUGACUGUGAUGAACAUGUAUGCCAGUGUUUUUUUCCUCACUGUCAUGAGCAUCACCAGGUACUGCUCAGUGGCCCAAUCCCUAAAGAUGAAGACACACUCAUCUGGAUACUCUGACAAGUUCCUCUGCAUCUCUAUCUGGGUAGUAGCCUGUAUUGCGACCCUUCCCCAUGCAAUUUAUUCCACCACUGUUGCAGUGGUUGACGAAGAGCUGUGCAUUGUCAAGUUUCCAGAUCUUCACAAUGAUCCCCAGUUUUGGUUGGGGCUCUAUCAGCUCUCAAAGGUCUUGGUUGGUUUUAUCUUACCUCUGAUCAUCAUCUCCGUGUGCUAUAUCCUGUUGCUCCGCUUUGUAAACAGGAAGAAAAUGAGUUGCAACAACCCAAAGAGAACAUCCAAGGUCACCCGGUCCGUCACCAUCGUGGUGCUCUCCUUCUUCAUCUGCUGGCUGCCUAACCAAGCCCUCACUGUUUGGAGUGCCUUCAUCAAGUUGAACGUGGUCGAAUUUACAGGCGCCUUUUACACCACCCAGGCAUACAUCUUCCCCGUCUCCAUCUGCCUCGCUCACAGUAAUAGCUGCCUCAAUCCCAUCCUGUAUUGUUUGAUGAGAAGGGAGUUUCGGGCAGCGCUGAGAGAGUUACUCCUGAAAGUGACCCCCAUCAGGCAGAUCCGACCUCUGAUCCCGAGUCUGGCAUCCAGCAAGAGACAGGUGCCAGUCAUCAUCGCUAUGUCAAAGUAAGGCACAGAUUGGAUCUGACUGUGCUCCCUCAUCAUUGACUGAUUAAUUGUGAUCUUCACGCUCUGUCUAAGUUUCCCAGCAUGCAACUUGAUCUGAUCAUCUCUCUUUCUCUCUCAUCUAAUUAUCUAAAUGUGACUUACUCAGUAUCUGUUACAGUUUUAGGUAGGAGUCUAAUGAUCAGUGUGCAUAAGUUUUAGUUCUCAAUUGAAAGAUGUUUAAUGUAAACUUUCCAUUUUUAUCUGAACUGCAUUUUAGUGAUGUUAGGAAAAUCAGUCAUGCUUACAAUCGAACAGCUUUUCUUUCCCUAUUGCAUCUUAGGGUUUCUGUAGUUGCACAAAAUGGAUACAUUCUGGCUCAGAAUUUGUGAAACUGUAGUGUUUGUCUGUGAAAUUGACAGUAGCUUUUUUGGUGCCUGGAUAUAGAGUUAAACAGAGAAAUCCAGGAGUCACUUCCUGCUCCUCCACAGGGUCCACCACAACUUACCAUACAUGGCAAUCUUUAGAAAUCACUGAAAUAAUAAGAGCUUCUCCUUUUACAUUGGAAGUUAGCCUUACUGAUAAAAUAUAAUUUUUUGUUCAUGGAAUGCCCUGCCAGUAGCAGUGAUGGACUCUCCCUCUUUAUGGGCAUUUAAACGGGCAUUGGA
Molecule: messenger RNA, 2198 nt
Organism: Chiloscyllium plagiosum (whitespotted bambooshark)
Lineage: Eukaryota; Metazoa; Chordata; Chondrichthyes; Orectolobiformes; Hemiscylliidae
Product: relaxin-3 receptor 1-like
Biological process (GO): cell chemotaxis; G protein-coupled receptor signaling pathway; calcium-mediated signaling
Cellular component (GO): external side of plasma membrane; membrane
Molecular function (GO): C-C chemokine receptor activity; C-C chemokine binding
Source: RefSeq, a predicted model, not a curated record